Messenger RNA from Struthio camelus australis, 2899 nucleotides. RefSeq names its product olfactory receptor 10K2-like. Gene Ontology annotation, cellular component: plasma membrane. Gene Ontology annotation, molecular function: G protein-coupled receptor activity; olfactory receptor activity. The record is from RefSeq and is a predicted model, not a curated record. Lineage: Eukaryota; Metazoa; Chordata; Aves; Struthioniformes; Struthionidae. Gene Ontology annotation, biological process: G protein-coupled receptor signaling pathway; detection of chemical stimulus involved in sensory perception of smell.
AAGAGCUCAAAGCUGCUGCCACCCUGACCAUGAGGACAGGAGAGGGUCUCUCAGAGAGGCUGGGGACACCUCCAGAGACAAGUGUGCAGAGGGCUGCAAGCCUGCUCCAUGCCUGAACUUCCUUCUGGACAGUGCAGGUAGGAUUUCUGGGUCAUCUUUCCCCUGGCUCCGCAGAUUUCCUUUCUGCAGCCUUACUCUUUGCAAGGGAGGGGAGGGAGAGGUCCUGUAGCAGAGCCUGGACUAGAUCCCACCAUCCUGGCAUGAAUCAAUCCCUGCCAAAGGGUCUGAGCCUCCUUCCCACAAGACCCCUGUGCACUGUUGCCCUUCGGGUGUGAAAGGGAACUUCCCAACGUGCCCACUACUAGCCCGAGGUAACCAGGAGCCUGCAUGCACAUGCAGACGCUGCACGCAGCCUUGAGCCAGUCUGGGCAGAUCAGCAGUGGGAGCUGGCUGGACUGCUCAAACCCACUGCCCUUCUCUGCUCUGCUCCUCCAGCUGCUCAGCGCAUCACCGGCAGCAUCGGCAGCAGCUCGAACAUUUCAGGAUUUACAGGUCUGCACACGUCCCCGAGGGCUCACACAGCCCCGUUGUGCGUGAGAGGGUCUGAAGGGGCAUUUUCUCUCUUGCAGCUCAUGGGUCUCUCUUGCAAUGCCACAGCUGACAAGAACUUCUUCAGCAAACCCUCUUCUUUGGCACAACAGCACACCAGAGUGUAACUUUCAUGAGCCAGAUGCUGGUUUUCUUACUGCCCAUCAUUCAGAGAAAACCUUUCACCUCCACGGAAAAUGACAGCCAAACCCUGGCCACAGACUUCAUCUUCCUGGGCUUCUCCAACCUGGCAGAGCUGCAGAAGCUGCUCUUUGUGGUCUUUUUGCUGCUCUACCUGGUCACUCUGAGCACAAACGCCACAAUAAUGACCAUCAUAAGGGUUGAGCCGAGCCUGCACACGCCCAUGGACUUCUUCCUCUCUGUCUUGUCCUUUUCGGAGACGCGCUACACCUUCGUCAUUGUCCCCAAGAUGCUGGUAGACUUGCCAGCAGAGAGGAAGGCCAUUUCCUUCCUGGGCUGUGCUGUGCAGAUGUACUUCUUCCUCUUCUUGGGGUGCUCCCACUCCUUCCUCCUGGCCGCCAUGGGCUACGAUCGCUGCGUGGCCAUCUGCCAACCUCUGCACUACAACAGCAUCAUGACUCGGCGAGUGUGUGCUCAGCUGGUGGUCGCUUCUGCUCUCAGUGGCUGGCUGGUUGCCCAGGCUGUUACCACCUUGAUAUUUUGCUUGCCCUUCCAGGCCUCCAGGAAGCUCAACCAUUUCUUCUGUGACAUCUCCCCGGUCCUCAAAGUGGCCUUCACUCACACCAAUCUCAGCAAGGCCGUUGUCUUCACGCUGGGCAUCUUCGUCCUUGUGAUCCCGUUGAUGUUGAUCCUCAUUUCGUACCUCUUCAUCCUCCGCGCCAUCCUGCAGAUCGCCUCAGCCGCAGGCAGGGGCAAAGCCUUCUCCACCUGCAGCGCUCACCUGACGGUGGUGGUCGUGCACUACGGCUGUGCCUGCUCCAUCUACCUGAGACCCAACACCAGCUACUCAUCAGACCAGGAUGCAUUGAUCUCUGUCGCCUACACCAUUCUCACCCCGCUGCUCAACCCCAUGAUUUACAGCCUCAGGAACAAGGAUGUCAAAGCGGCUCUUCAAAAAGCCCUCAGAAAAGCCAGACUUCCUCAGCAAGUUUUCCAGUGAAGAGGUUAUUCCUCAGUGGCGAUUUUCAGCCAACAUCUUCCACUUCCAGGGAAACAUCACCCCUUUUCCACGCAUCCUCUCUAACUCACAAAGAAGCGUUCCUGAAUGACAUGGCAGCUCAUGGGGGCUGACAAGGACCUGACAUAAAAAUUCUGUAAAUUCAAGUCCGGGUGAAAGUAGAAAGCUCGACCUCAGUGAAGGGUACAUCCCUCCGGAAGGGCUCAACAGCUUUGGAAACCCAAAAUUACCCAUUUCUAUUUCAGGGAUAGGAAAGGUUCUUUGGUGAAUUUGAACCUGACCCAUUUAGUAAAGAAGAAAUGUAGGUGUUGAAAUCACUUCAAGGUAAAAAUUCUUAUUUUUCCAAGAGUUUGCAAGCUCAGGACCAUGCUCCUCUUGUGCCUCAUGAUACCCCUGAGCUCUGGCAAUCGUCCGUCUCUAUGUCACCGUAGCGCCCGUCAGCAGAGCCUGCAAGGCUGGUGCCUCAGGUUGCAUCAGCUUGUCCUUGCCAUAGGCUAGGUGUGUCCAGGCGGCCGUGAACCCCCAACGCAGACCGGAGUCCUGAGACAGCUGGAAAGUUCAGGUCCACUGCUUGCUGAGACUGAGAAGACGAGUCCAAAGGGGCCUACCAGAAGGGCUCCUCGGGAAGAGCAGCUCCAGAAGAACGAACUGAGAGCUCUCCCUGCGAGCGGCCAUCUCCUCCCAAAGCCCGGUGCCUUCUCGAAAAUCAGCGGAGCCAGCUGGGAUUAGCCAGACCAGCAAGGCCAUCUCCUUCGGGAGGCCACCAAGCAGCGUCCAAGCAACGCCCAGCCGACGAGGAUCUCUCCAAGAGAGCUCGCGAGCGCUAAUGAAAGAACGAGGCUGCGUUUUUCCGGAAAAAGUGAAAAGGUAGGAGAGACGGAGAAGAAAAAACAAUAGGUUUUUUUUUCCCUCCCCCACCUCGAUUUCCAGCGGUUUUGGCACUAACGGAGCUACAGCCGUUUGGCCUCCACGGCGUUGCGAUUUGCCCGGCAGAGGACGGGCGAGAGGACGCCGUAAAAUCCGAAGACCUUCCUGGGCAUUUGAAGGGUUUAGGGAGACGGUUUCUAAACCGGACGGUGAAAAUCCGGGUCGGGGCAGAAAAAGGACGGCGGAAAGGAGGAGGAACGGGAGCAAACCGGGCGGCGUGGGCGA